This is a messenger RNA of Engraulis encrasicolus (European anchovy), 1262 nucleotides long. RefSeq names its product ubiquitin carboxyl-terminal hydrolase 26-like. Gene Ontology annotation, cellular component: cytosol; nucleus. Gene Ontology annotation, biological process: protein deubiquitination. The transcript has 18 exons. Lineage: Eukaryota; Metazoa; Chordata; Actinopteri; Clupeiformes; Engraulidae. Gene Ontology annotation, molecular function: cysteine-type deubiquitinase activity. Bases 3 to 1262 code for a protein of 419 amino acids. The record is from RefSeq and is a predicted model, not a curated record.
UUAUGUUCUGUUGCUGUUUCCCUAGGAAGCAAAAAAAGAAACAACCAGAGUCUCCGACGUCCUCAAAGCGGAAACGUCGAUGGAACAUCUGGCGGAAGAAUCCUAAGGCGAAGGAUGAUAUCGACCCUGUUCCGGAGGCCCCUCAGGUGUCCCAAGAGGAGGUGGAGGUGGUGGAGGAGGUCGCCGUUCUGGACGAGGAGCAGGAUGUAGCCAGUGAGGAGGAGGACUCUGGCUCUGAUGCCUCUCUGGUGUCCCCAGCUGAGGAGGAAGUGGAGGAGGUCAGCGUUCUGGCCGAGGAGCAUCUGCAUGCCAUCAACAGGGAUGUAGCCAGUGAGGAGGAGGAAUCUGGCUCUGAUGCCUCUCUGGUCUCCACAGAUGAGGAGGAGGAGGUGGAGGAGGUCAGCGCUCUGGACGAGGAGCUGUCUGUGCCUGAGGUCACCCCAUUGGAUGUGGGCGUUACCGCAGUGGCCACAGCAAAUAUCCUCCUGCCCCAGCAGCUGAAGUGCAGAGGGCUGCCCAACCUCGGGAACACAUGCUACAUCAACGCCACCCUUCAGUGUUUGUUCCGUGGGCAGUCAUUCUGCACGCAGCUGCGCCAGCAGGAGGAGGUGGUGAGGGAGGGCCCAUCAGCACUGCUGAUCAGCUCCCUGGUGGGUGUCUUGGGCCUGAGGACAUCCACCGACAGGGAGCUGAAAAUGGCGGUGCUGUUGGAGCUGAAACACUUGGUCUCCCUGCGCAACCGUCGCUUCGAGGGGAACUCCCAGAACGACGCCCACGAGUUCCUCUUUGAGUGUCUGCUGGGCCUGAGGGUCACUGGGCAUGACCUGGGCGACGUGGCCACUCAGUGCCCAGUGGACACGCUCUCAUUCCAGCUCCUGAACAUAAGAACUUGCAGGAGCUGUGGACUUGAGAGCAGGGGGGAGGAGAGCACCACGCAUAUCUCCCUCCCGAUGGUUGCGCAGGGCUCCGUCCGAAGCUGCCUGGAGCGCCACUUCUCCGCCGAGCAGGUGGAGUACAGGUGUGAGUGCGGGGGGCAGGAGUCGGACAAAAGGACACAGUUCCACACUCUCCCACAGGUGUUAAUCUUACACCUCGUCCGCUUCUGCCCCUUCACCCUCAACAAGAUCGAGGACGCACUCCACCUGGACACAGAGCUCCAGGUCAUGCCGAGGACGGAGGGCACGGCUGUGUCGGCUGAGGAGGCAGCAUCAGGCCACUGCUCUAGAGCGCCCUCUCCAGGCCGACUAGAACGGUGCGGCUGA